AUUAAUGGGCAGGUUCCAGCUCCUCCCCGUGUCCUCGGCAGGCGGCCCCCAGGCCAUGUGUAUGAGCUGCAGGCUGCGGCCUUCCUAGUGUUGCUGGGUGCACGUCGUCACCCGGCUCAUCGCUCUGCCGCUCCCGGACCCGACAACCGGACAGUGAGUGCCCGCUGCAGCAGCCAUGGCGAGCCCCUGCAUUGUGCUUGAUGAUGAGGAGCAGGGAUAUGACCUUGAUUUGUUCUGUAUUCCCAAACAUUAUGCAGCCGACUUGGAAAAAGUCUACAUUCCGCAUGGACUUAUCAUGGACAGGACAGAAAGGUUAGCAAGAGAUAUCAUGAAGGACAUGGGAGGUCACCAUAUUGUCGCUCUGUGCGUUUUAAAAGGCGGCUAUAAAUUCUUUGCCGAUCUGCUGGAUUAUAUCAAGGCGUUGAACCGGAACAGCGACAAGUCUAUCCCUCUGACCGUAGACUUCAUUAGACUGAAAAGUUACUGUAAUGAUCAAUCCACUGGGGACAUUAAAGUUAUAGGUGGGGAUGACCUCUCCACUUUGACAGGCAAGAACGUUCUCAUCGUUGAGGAUAUCAUCGAUACUGGAAAAACAAUGAAGACUCUGCUAGCCAUGCUGCAGAAGUACAACCCGAAAAUGGUUAAAGUAGCCAGCCUUCUUGUCAAGAGAACUCCUAGAAGUGUGGGAUACAGACCUGAUUUCGUAGGGUUUGAAGUGCCAGACAAGUUUGUCGUGGGAUACGCCCUGGAUUACAACGAGUACUUCAGAGACUUGAAUCAUAUUUGUGUGAUCAGCGAGGAUGGGAAAGAGAAAUACAAAACAUAGAAACCUGUGUCGCAUUUUAAUCUGCCGAUCCCUGCUCCCACGGCUUUGGUGGAUCUGCUGCUCCCCGACCCUAAUGCUCCAUAUUGCAUGAAAGAAGUUCCCACCCCCUUCAUCAGCUCACACUUCCAUUCCUAAAUCCAUAGAUGAGAAUUAAAGGAACCUAAAGGAGAAAUAAUUAAAUCCCGAUUGGCUUUUAGAACAUGUUUCCUGAUCACGGCAUAAAUCUUCUAAUGCUUU
This is a messenger RNA of Spea bombifrons (plains spadefoot toad), 1063 nucleotides long. It is a transcript of the gene HPRT1, whose product is annotated as hypoxanthine phosphoribosyltransferase 1. The record is from RefSeq and is a predicted model, not a curated record. NCBI's taxonomy places the organism in Eukaryota, Metazoa, Chordata, Amphibia, Anura, Pelobatidae. Gene Ontology annotation, molecular function: hypoxanthine phosphoribosyltransferase activity; magnesium ion binding. Bases 176 to 826 code for a protein of 216 amino acids. The transcript has 9 exons. Gene Ontology annotation, biological process: guanine salvage; hypoxanthine metabolic process; IMP salvage.